CGCCAGGCAAAGCGCUUCAGCCACUUGUCGGCCCAGUGCAAACCCAGUCUGGAGGGGGAAAAAUAAACACCCACUGACAAACGUGAGCACUGAGGAACAGGACAGUAGAGGGUUUGUAGAGGAGCUUUACAAGAAAAGAAACAUAAUAAGAAACAUAUGUGUUUGGACUGCUUUAUAUGGAUUCCCGUCCUGCUGUCGUGCCAGCUGGAUGCCAGUUAAAUGCUGAGUAGUCGCUCCAGAGUUACAACACUGCACAGAGCCGGGAUUUUUUUUUCUCAAAGCCCAAAGUUGACCAAUCUGGGGCUGAAGAGAACAGCUGAGAAACGUUAGACGCUAACUGCAGCUCCAAGGCAGCUACUUGUCUCAGUCAGCUGUGUGAUUCAACAGAAAUGCUUUGGAAACACAAGCAGAUCUUCCUCUGUGUGCUGGCAGUCUGCAUCACAACACUGGUGGUAGGCGUGGAGGAAAAGAGAGAUGACGAGUGCGCUGACCUCAAUAACACCACCUGGCUGGAUUACCGGCAGCAGAGGGUCAAACUGCAGGUCCAGUACCUGCUGCUGACCAGGACAAACAUGGACUGUGCUCAAAUGUUCGAUCACGAGUCUCUCGGUGACACACAGCAGGGGCCAUCCUACUUCAACGUCUCUCGCCCGACAAAGGUCAUCAUCCACGGCUACAGGGCCCUGGGCAGUAAGCCGUCCUGGGUGAAGCAGCGCCGAGCCCUGCUCAUGGCGCAGGAUGCGAACGUGCUGGUGGUGGACUGGAUCUACGGCGCCUCCUUUGCCUACAACCUGGUGGUGGAGAAUUACAAGGAGGUGGCUCUGCAGGUCUCCAUCCUCAUCAACCAGCUGCAGGAACAUGGAUGCAAACUGGAGUCCUUCCACUUUAUUGGGGUCAGUCUUGGGGCCCACGUGGCUGGUUUUGUGGGGACCCUGUUUGAGGGAAAGAUAGGAAGAAUCACAGCUCUUGACCCUGCUGGUCCCAUGUUCAAAGGAGCGGACACAUAUGACCGGCUGGACCCCUCUGACGCUCAGUUUGUUGACGCCAUCCACACGGACUCUGACUAUUUUGGUAUUUCCAUCCCUGUCGGUCAUGUGGACUUCUUUCUAAAUGGAGGAAAAGACCAGACUGGAUGUGCUCGCUCCAGGUUCAAUUCAAUUCUUAUCUACUUCCCAGUGUACGGUUAUGUGAUAUGUGACCACAUGAGGGCACUGCAUGUCUACAUGAGCUCGCUGAACAGCUCGUGCCCGUUGAUGGGGAUCCCAUGCUUGAGCUAUGAGCACUUCCUGAAGGGACACUGUUUGAACUGUGACAUCUUCAAGGGGAAAUGCCCAACUAUAGGUUUAUCAGAAAACAGUGGGAUAACCAUGCCUCUACUUCCCAAAGAGCAGACGCUGUUCCUCCUCACUACUUCUUCGCCACCUUUUUGCUCUCAUCACAUCCUGCUGCAGCUGGAGUAUUCUCCUCUGGAUAAAAGCGCUGAGCUGGAGGUGACACUCACAACUGACAACCUGGGAACAGAGAAAAGGCUCAGGCUUCGGACAGAUAUGACAGUGUACAGGAUGGUGUUGUCCCACCCUGUGGCUCUGUGUGAGAUCCACACCAUCGAGCUGAAGAACACUGGAGCUCGCUUCUACAGACAGGGAGACGUCCACGUGAAGUCCGUCUGCCUCACCGAGUUCCCCUCUCUCAGGCGAGAGAGGCCGCUGUGUGUGAACAACUUCCAUGUUAGACGAGGAGCUCCGUGGUCACAUGACUAUGUGCAGCUGUGUGGCAUCUAAAGAUUCGUUUUAAAGAAAUGAGAUUUACUCCAAAAGACAUUGAGGUAAAAAAAAAACACCCACUACAGUGAAGUCACCCCACAUGAAGUCCGUUUCAGAGAGCCAAAGAACCACAUUUAUUUCUGGAGAGAAAGCUAAUACUGUAGAGACUAUUACUUUACUACUGACUUACGACGUGGCUAUGCUUCAUUUUUGGGUUAUUUGGCUAAUCCACAGAUCUUCCAACAUGACUGAAUACAUUAUUAUUUGUUAUUGCCAUAGUUUUUUGUUAUUUCGGUUUGUCUCUUUGCUCACUCCUGCAGCUCUUUUUUCUAUAAUCUGGUUUUAGGAUGUUCCAGUUUUUUUAUGUAUUUACUGACUCAUAGUUUUAAUUGUGCUAAAUUCUGUCUGUCUUUUAAAGAUAUUUAAUAAACUGGUAACAGCG
This is a messenger RNA of Plectropomus leopardus (leopard coralgrouper), 2205 nucleotides long. RefSeq names its product phospholipase A1 member A (gene pla1a). Lineage: Eukaryota; Metazoa; Chordata; Actinopteri; Perciformes; Serranidae. The record is from RefSeq and is a predicted model, not a curated record. Gene Ontology annotation, biological process: lipid catabolic process. Gene Ontology annotation, molecular function: glycerophospholipid phospholipase A1 activity.